CACCAAUGUAGACCGCAUUAACCUAAGAGCAUGAAGCGUCGACUGUUCUCGACGCUGAGUGUUUUGCGUCAUGAGAAUCCCUUGGGGCUACCCCGGAAGGGUACGCCACCACAGUUACCACGUAUGCAGCGCGGCUUGCCAGAGAGGAGGAGCAUCAAAGAUGUGAAGAAGGUAAUCGCUGUUUCAUCUGCAAAAGGAGGAGUGGGAAAGUCCACCAUAGCCGCGAAUCUUGCCUUGUGUUUCGCGCAGAAGGGAUUAAGAUCAGGAAUACUCGAUACGGAUAUUUUCGGGCCGUCCAUCCCAAGUCUGUUCAACCUAUCUGGAGAGCCCAGGUUGUCAUCCAAUAACCAACUUCUACCUUUGUCAAACUAUGGUGUGAAGUCCAUGUCCAUGGGCUACUUGGUUAACGAAUCUAGUCCCGUGGUAUGGCGUGGCCUUAUGGUAAUGAAGGCACUCCAACAGCUUCUUCAUGAGGUUGAAUGGGGUGGUCUCGACGUUCUUGUGCUUGAUCUGCCACCAGGCACAGGCGACGUCCAACUUACCAUUACGCAGCAGGUGAAGCUAGACGGCGCUGUCAUAGUCUCGACUCCUCAGUCACUUUCACUAAAAGAUAGCGUGAAGGGCAUCAACAUGUUCCGUACAGUAAAUAUUCCAAUUUUAGGAAUGGUACAGAAUAUGGCGCUCUUUCACUGCAGCAAAUGCGGGCAUGAAGAGCAUAUUUUUGGCUAUGACGGAGUUAAGAAAGUUUGUGAAGACUUAAACAUAAAAUUCUUAGGGGACAUACCCUUGCAUGGGAAUAUUUCAAGCGAUACAGACAAAGGAAAGCCGACAGUGGUGGCGGAACCGGACAGCGCAAGAGCAAAGGCUUUUCGAGACAUCGCGUCAAAGGUCGCAGAAGAGGUUGGAUUGUAAAACAACGAUUCACAAUCUUUGUAUUCAGACGUCUUGUUCAUAGAACAAUGUGAACACAGGAGGCAACUUAACCAAUCAUCUUUUUGUCUUCAUUAUAGUCGCGAUAUUCGAAUAUAUGAGGAUUUUGCUCAUCCCG
Molecule: messenger RNA, 1048 nt
Organism: Verruconis gallopava
Lineage: Eukaryota; Fungi; Ascomycota; Dothideomycetes; Venturiales; Sympoventuriaceae
Exons: 4
Coding region: 31-912 (293 amino acids)
Biological process (GO): iron-sulfur cluster assembly; mitochondrial respiratory chain complex I assembly
Cellular component (GO): mitochondrion
Molecular function (GO): 4 iron, 4 sulfur cluster binding; ATP binding; ATP-dependent FeS chaperone activity
Source: RefSeq, a predicted model, not a curated record